Messenger RNA from Cucumis melo (muskmelon), 2493 nucleotides. RefSeq names its product probable LRR receptor-like serine/threonine-protein kinase At5g10290. Bases 295 to 2160 code for a protein of 621 amino acids. Gene Ontology annotation, molecular function: protein kinase activity; ATP binding; protein binding. The record is from RefSeq and is a predicted model, not a curated record. Gene Ontology annotation, biological process: protein phosphorylation. Lineage: Eukaryota; Viridiplantae; Streptophyta; Magnoliopsida; Cucurbitales; Cucurbitaceae. The transcript is spliced from 13 exons.
ACAUCAUAACUUUUAUCCAAAAGAAAGAAUAAACAAAAACUCCAUUAAUUAAAAAGAAAGCUAAAGGACAGAAGAAGAAGAAGAAGAAGAAGAAGAAGAAGAAGAAGAAGCUUUAGCAAUGGCGGAGAAGAUUUUCUGAAUGUGCAGUAGCUUCACUCAAAACUAAUUGUUCUUCCGCUGUUGAUUUAUUAUUAUAGGUCACGAAUCUUCAGGAUUAUUCUUCUGUCCCUCUAAACAGAUAGCAUAGCAAUGGCUCUAUUCAUCCUUUUUGCAUGGAUUUCAUAACGUCAACGAAUGAAAAUGAUGUUGGUUAGGAUGGGAGAACUCUAUCUUCCAAUUCUAAUACUGGCUUGCUUUAAUUAUCUUGCCCUCUCUGAUUUUCAAGGUGAUGCACUCUUUGCAUUGAAGAAUGCGUUGAAUGCUACAGCAAAUCAGCUCACAGAUUGGAACCCAAAUCAAGUCAAUCCAUGUACUUGGUCCAAUGUUAUAUGUAGGGGAAACAAUGUGAUCUCUGUAUCCUUGUCCACAAUGGGAUUUACUGGAACCUUGUCUCCGCGAAUUGGAAGUAUAAAAUCACUUUCAACUCUGAUUUUGCAGGGAAAUUACAUAACUGGGGAGAUACCAAAGGAUUUUGGAAACCUGACAAAUUUGGUUAGUUUGGAUUUGGGAAAUAACAGCCUAACUGGCCAAAUACCAUCAUCCCUGGGUAAUCUUAAGAAACUACAGUUCCUAACUCUGAGUCAAAAUCAUUUAACGGGGACUAUUCCUGAGUCACUUUCAACGCUUCCUAGCUUGAUUAAUCUUCUGCUUGAUUCGAAUGAUCUCAGUGGUCCAAUUCCGCAGCAGUUAUUUCAAGUUCCAAAAUUCAACUUUUCCGCAAACAAGUUAAAUUGUGGUGGGAAGUCUCUUCAUGCCUGUGCUUCAGACAGUACAAACUCAGAAGCAAAAUGGUUUCUCUUCUUGUCAGGUUCUUCAAAUAAACCCAAGGUGGGCCUCAUAGUUGGCAUAAUUGCUGGGUUUACUGUUGCUCUUCUUUUGGUUGGAGUAUUAUUUUUCUUGUCCAAGGGUAGAUAUAAAAGCUACAAGCGCGAAGUGUUUGUUGACGUUGCAGGUGAAGUUGAUCGAAGAAUUGCUUUUGGUCAGUUGAAAAGAUUUGCCUGGAGGGAACUACAGCUAGCUACAGAAAACUUCAGUGAAAAAAAUGUUUUAGGACAAGGAGGCUUUGGAAAGGUGUACAAAGGGGUGCUUGCAGAUGGCACCAAAGUUGCGGUGAAACGGUUGACUGAUUAUGAGAGUCCAGGGGGAGAUGCAGCUUUUCAGCGUGAAGUUGAGAUGAUUAGUGUAGCUGUCCAUAGAAAUCUGUUGCGUCUCAUCGGAUUCUGCACAACUCAGACAGAACGCCUAUUGGUGUAUCCCUUUAUGCAGAACUUGAGUGUUGCCUAUCGUCUUCGAGAACUAAAGCCCGGAGAAGCUGUUCUAGAUUGGCCUACUCGAAAACGGGUGGCAUUGGGCACAGCUCGUGGUUUAGAGUAUCUUCAUGAACAUUGCAACCCAAAGAUUAUUCAUCGAGAUGUUAAGGCAGCUAAUGUAUUGCUUGAUGAAGAUUUUGAAGCAGUUGUUGGCGAUUUUGGCUUAGCAAAGUUGGUUGAUGUUAGGAAGACUAAUGUCACUACUCAAAUUCGAGGGACAAUGGGUCACAUAGCACCGGAGUACUUGUCUACUGGAAAGUCAUCCGAAAGGACUGAUGUUUUUGGUUAUGGUAUCAUGCUUUUAGAACUUGUUACAGGACAACGUGCAAUUGACUUCUCACGCUUAGAAGAAGAGGAUGACGUUUUACUACUCGACCAUGUUAAGAAACUAGAAAGGGAAAAACGACUUGAUGCCAUUGUCGAUCGUAAUCUAAAUAACUACAACAUUCAAGAGGUAGAGAUGAUGAUUCAAGUGGCAUUGCUGUGCACACAGCCAUGCUCGGAUGACCGUCCAGCAAUGUCACAAGUCGUUCGGAUGCUCGAAGGAGAGGGAUUAGCCGAGAGGUGGGAAGAAUGGCAGCAUUUGGAGGUGACUCGCAGACAAGAAUACGAAAGACUGCAGAGAAGAUUUGAAUGGGGAGAAGAUUCAAUACAUAGACAGGAUGCAAUCCAAUUAUCUGGUGGAAGAUGAGGCACCAAAUUUACCUCCAAAUCUCCCCCACCUUUUCAUCUCUCUUAGCUAUGAAGCCAUAUGGAGAUGGCAGUUAUUGUAGUUAGGUCAGUUUUAUUGGUGCCGAAUGUUCAGAAAGCCUUACCUUUUCAUCUCCCAGUUUGUAAAUUUCCAUUGGCUUUUGCUUUCUUUUCUUGGCUAUGCAUCUUUUUGUAAUCCUGUAUUCCCCCAAUUUAGCAUUUGUUGUGGCUGAACUUUGUAAUACAGCCAAUUCUACAAAGUCAUCAUAUUCAUAUUUGGCUUAACAUUUGUCAUGUUAUAGUAUUCAUUUUUCCCCUCUUUUUGGAUUUUAAA